Messenger RNA from Larimichthys crocea (large yellow croaker), 2065 nucleotides. Its product is annotated as membrane progestin receptor alpha-B-like. Gene Ontology annotation, molecular function: nuclear steroid receptor activity; steroid binding. Gene Ontology annotation, cellular component: plasma membrane. Gene Ontology annotation, biological process: response to steroid hormone. NCBI's taxonomy places the organism in Eukaryota, Metazoa, Chordata, Actinopteri, Sciaenidae. The record is from RefSeq and is a predicted model, not a curated record. The transcript has 2 exons. Bases 69 to 1133 code for a protein of 354 amino acids.
CAUGAAGCAAGUAAGGCUCUACUGACCUCUGGAACCACCCAGUGUGCAUCACUCAGUCACUGACAGCUAUGGCGACGAUUGUAAUGGAGAGAAUUGGGCGAGUGUUCAUCAGCCUGCAGCAGAUCAGGGCGGUUCCUCGGAUGCUGACCGAGGCGGCACCCUCCAUGCUCGGCACAGUGAGAGACGCUGAAGUUCCCCCUUUCCUCAGGGAGCGCUACAUCUACACCGGCUACCGACUGUUAAACCAAAAGUGGUGCUACUACUUCCUUUCUUUAUUCCAGCGCCACAAUGAGACCAUCAACGUUUGGUCUCACCUACUGGCAUCUUUAGCUUUUCUGGUUAAAUUCUGGCAUCUUGCUAAGACUGUGGACUUUGUUAGUGAUCAUCAUUCGUGGCCCCUGUUGGUCCUGAUCCUGUCCUCCGUGACCUACUCGGCAUUCAGUGUGGCAGCUCACCUACUGGGUGGCAAGUCUGAGCUGUGUCACUAUACCUUCUUCUUUCUGGAUUAUGUUGGGGUAGCACAGUAUCAGUACGGCAGUGCUGUAGGUCACUUUUACUAUGCUGUAGAUGAAAGCUUGUACAGAUAUGUUCAUGGGAUCUUCAUGCCCAUUGCUACUGUUCUCUGCUGUCUGUCAUGUCUGGGUUACUGCUAUGGCAAAUACUGCAACCACAGCCAACAAACUUGGGUGCAUAAGGUGGUCCAAGUGGUGCCCUCAGCGCUCGCCUUUAUCUGGGACAGCAGUCCUGUGACUAAAAGACUCAUAUCAUGGUCUACAGCCAGCAAUGACCCAGUCAUUAUCUAUCACUUUGGCCAAGUGGGUUUGUUUCUCAGCUGCGCCUUCUUCUUUACCUUCCCCCUACCGGAGCGCUGCUUCCCUGGGCGGUGCGAUUUUGUCGGACAGAGUCAUCAGAUGUUUCAUGUUUUAAUAUCUUGCUGCACCCUGUGUCAGAUCCAUGCUACCUACCUCGACUUCAUGGACCGUAGGAACCUGUACUCACGUCUGCAUCAGAGUGGUGACACCGCUCUCUUUGUUGGAUUGUAUCUGGUGACUUUGGUUAUAUGCGCGGUAAUGGUUGCCUUCAUGCUGAGGAAAGUAAGACUAGGGCUUGACUUCAAGGUCAAGUCCAAAUAAUGGAUUGAUUAACCCGGCUCAGUUCAAAUGUAAAGCAAUGCACCCAUCAGCACCUCUAAAACUCAAUAAUUAGCUUGUAAUAGUCUGUUUCAGGGGUGUUACUUGGCCAGUUCGCCAAUGACUGCCUAUGACAUUACAUGACCAAGAAAUAGUACGACAAGUAAUAACAAACUUGCUUAUAGCUCUCCAUCGCCUCAAAGGCGUGCAAUGUAGACACAGAUUAAUUUUGCCUUUUCAAACAGAUCCCCUUAUUGCAACAUUUUCAUUUGAAUAAAUUGAUAUCUGCUGAUAUCGUUUGCCUUUGUGUGUCCAGGCCUGUAGAUAUUAAACAAAUAUGUAUAUAACAAGUUAAUAAAUGAGCAUUAGAGGUGUUGGUAGGCACAUUUUUUAACUUUGCAUCCCAGCCAUUUUCAUGCACUAUUAGUUCUUGUGUAAAACCAAAGCCAAAUUAAGCUUAUGUCAACUAUUUCCUUCAGUCCCCCAAUAUAUCUGUCUUUUAAAAGAAGAUGUUUCAGUACUUAUAAACUAAAGCACUAUAUACUGUCAUCAAAGCAUGGCAGGAAAGCUUCAUACUGUAAGAAUAGUGAAUCUUAAUCUGAGCCUUAUUGCACUGUGUCUGCGCAGUCCAGAUAUUUAGUUAGACUACUGUAGAUGCAUUCGCCUUCUCUGUUGAAAGACAAAAUGUGAAAAUGUACCUUUAAUCUUACAUCUGACCAAUAAUAGGACAUGUCAGCAUGAGCUACAUUGAAGGGUAACUCAACCGUAAACAUAAUCUUGUCACAGAGAGUGCAGUGAAACUUCCUGUGUGAUAAUCUCAAUGCGAUAAUCUCAGAUUGCAUGUACUUCUCUUUUGUGCUAUUUAUAGUAUGUGUUGUUGUGAUACAAGUCACGUUUUCUGUUAUUUCACUUUACAGUUAUAAUACAACAAUUGG